AGCCCUCCCCUUAAAACGGAUCUCAGGCCCUGGUGCUGACCCAGCCCACCGCCCACGACUAUGCAAGCGAGAGCCCUUCUUCUGAGGCUAGGGUGCGAGGCCGCCGCCCCUCCUGCAACCUCAAACCGCAGCCCCUCAGUGUACCCCGCUUGGGGGCGGCUAGACACCGGAAACUCGAGCUUUUGGCUGCCUGCCCGAGACCGGAAGCGGAAGCGCGGGGUGUUGGUGAGGAAGGAGUUGCGGGGUGGUUCGCUGCGUGCUGUGUACUGUCUUCUCCGCGGGGAUCAGGAUUCAUGUGACAAGUAAAACGUCUCUGUUCAUGCUUGAGUUGAAACUAGCCUCAAGCUUCACCUGUCCUCACUGAUCUGUGGAUUUCUGUAUGACCAGAGCCCUGACUGAGUGCAUUGUGGGGAGAAGAGGAGGAGUGUCCUGGCCCUUCCACUGCCCUGUUGUUCACUAAAACUUACCAUCAGAGUCACCACAGGAUGGCAACCAUGGUUCUGUCCCCUACUUGUGCUCAGUCUUCCUUGUACCCAAUCUCUCAUCAAAAAGGAUGCACAGAGGAGGAAGGGUUGGCCAACGGCUUCCUGACAAGCUGGUUACAAGACUUGGUGACUUUUGAGGAUGUGACGGUGGAGUUCACCCGGGAAGAGUGGGCACUGCUAGACCCUUUGCAACGAACACUGUACAGAGAUGUGACGCUGGAGAACUGUAGGAACCUGGCAUCGCUUGGGUAUCAUAUUGAUAAACCCAGUCUGAUCUCCCAGUUGGAGCAAGAAGACAAGGUGAUGACAGAGGAGAGAGGAAUUCUUCCAGGCAGCUGUCCAGAUUUGGAGACUGUACUUAAAGCCAAAUACUUAACUCCUAAGAAGCAUGUUUUUAGAAAAGAACAUUCUAAUGGUGUACAAGCGGAGAGAAGUCAUCUUGGAGUGAAACUCAAUGAAUGUAAUCAGUGUUUUAAAGUCUUCAGCACAAAAUCUAAUCUUACUCAGCACAAAAGAAUUCAUACUGGAGAAAAACCCUAUGACUGUAAUCAAUGUGGCAAAUCCUUCAGCAGUAGAUCUUAUCUUACUAUUCAUAAGAGAAUACAUAAUGGGGAGAAACCCUAUGAAUGCAAUGACUGUGGGAAAGCCUUCAACGAUCCUUCAUCCCUUAGACUGCAUGUAAGAAUUCACACUGGAGAAAAACCCUAUGAAUGUAACCAGUGCUUUCAUGUUUUCCGCACUAGUUGUAACCUCAAAAGCCACAAGAGAAUUCAUACACGGGAGAAUCAUCAUGAAUGUAAUCAGUGUGGCAAAGCCUUCAGCACCAGGUCCUCCCUUACUGGGCACAAUAGUAUUCAUACAGGAGAGAAACCUUAUGAAUGCAAUGAUUGUGGGAAAACCUUUAGGAAGAGCUCCUAUCUGACCCAGCAUAUGAGAACUCAUACUGGAGAAAAACCUUAUGAGUGUAAUCAGUGUGGAAAAUCCUUCAGCAGUAGCUUUUCUCUUACUGUGCACAAGAGAAUUCAUACUGGUGAGAAACCCUAUGAAUGCAGUAACUGUGGGAAAGCUUUUAAUAAUCUCUCAGCUGUUAAGAAACAUGUAAGAACUCACACUGGAGAAAAACCCUAUGAAUGUAAUCAUUGUGGAAAAUCUUUCACCACUAACUCUUACCUUUCUGUGCACAAGAGAAUCCAUAAUAGGUGGAUAUGACUACAAUAACUAGAAAUGCAUUCAUUGAUUUCAUAUCUCUCAGACAACUUGUGAUAACUCACACUAGAUGUAUACGUUAUCUAUUGCUGUAUAACACAUUUUCCUUCUAAACAUAGUGGCUUUAAACAACAAACAUUGAUUAUCUAUAGGUCAGGAAUUCGGAACAGCUUAGCUGUGUAGUUCUGACUCAGUAUUUCUUUUGAAGUUCUAGUCAAGAUGUCAAUGGCUGCUACAGUCAUCUGUGUCUUUACUGCUGAACAGUCCACUUCCAAAAUGGGUCACUCACAUGUCUGGCAAGUUAUUGCAGGUUGCUGGCGAGGAAUCUUCAUUUUUUUUUUUUUUUACCAUGUAGGACUCUCCACAGGGCUAAGUAUCUUUAUGAUGUAGAAGCAGUUUCCUCCCAGAGCAUUUGAUAUAAAGAUGCAUUGUCUUUUGUGACCUAGCCUUAGAAGGACAUAUCAUUUCCGUAUUUGACACAGACCAGUCCUGACGCAGUGUGGGAAGAGACCACACAAAAUAUGAGUACCAGGGGACAGAAAUUUUGGGGAACCAUCUGAGAAGCUUGUUAUGAAAUCAAUGAGGGAAAGACCUUCAGGAGAACCACCCUCAUUCUUUGAAUCUGUUCAGUAUAAAGGAACAUUCAAUAACUCUUGUGUUAAUUCUCUCGUGAGAGAAACCCCAUGAGUCUAAUCUUUGUGAUAAGCUUUCAGCUCAAAUUUCACCCUCAUGUGCAGAAAAUAUUAUGUAUUGGCAAUAAAUCUGAGGACUACAUCUAGGGAGUCAUGUGACAAUUCAUACUAGGGAAAAUCCUGUGAAUAUCAUUAGAAAGUAAAAGUCUUCACUUUUCACUUAGAACACACAUGAGAAAACACUACAGAGGAGCACUUACCUAAGGAAUGUGGAAAACCUUAUAGCAAAAGCAUUUAUAUUAUUGAGCAGAAGAUGAAGAGAUAUUGAGUGUAGUUACUAUGGGAAAGCCUUCAGUGUUCUCUCAACUUUUAAGAGAUAGGAGGAUUUAUUCUUGAGAACAAGUCCCAUUGAAUGUCAUCAGUAUUGGAAAGCUUCCAUUUUUUUUACAUUCUUCAAACUGAAAACUCACUGCAGAGAAAUUUGUGAGUAUAAAGAAUGAGGGAGUACUUUUAAUGAUACUUCUUAACUUAGGAAAAAUGUGAAAUUCGUGGAGCAGCAAAACCUGGAAGUGGAUUAAUUUUGGAAAAUCUCUUGGUGAUUCUUGUUUUGUUGACUUGAGAAGUCACAUUGGAGGGGAACAUUAGGAAGGUACUCAACAUGAGAUUGCCUUAGCUCUUCUCUGAGUGGCCACAGAAUAAUUUAAACUGGGAAUGAAAAGUAUACAUGUUGAGUGUGGGAUUACUUUUAUCAGUGUCUCAUCUUAGAUUGAAGCAUCAGUCUUAAUUUUCAGUCUUUUUGUUUAGGUAUAAACAUGUCUCUAGCUAUACCCUGAAAUAAACCCUAAAUUAUAUUCUAUAGCUUUGUAUGUAAUACAUGUCAUUUAAUCUAAAAUAUUAGUAUAUUGCAUAUUCAUAAAGGCAUUUCUGAAUAUCUCCUGAGUGAUUUAGUUUAUCAUAGUAAAAAUUAGACCGUAGUCCAAUUUCCCCUAUUUAUUAAAGAAGAAAAAGAUUUUUUUCAAGUUGUUGAUGAGUAGUAUUGGAAAUAGUCAAUCUGUGAGGCAUCACAGUAGCCCAGAGAGGCAUUGUCCCACUGUGCUGACCAUAAGAAAUUGUUAGAGUCACUAGGGGGAACAUUUUGCAGUUUGUCUGCCUCACCCAUGUUCUAUUAAUCCUACCUAUUCUUUUUCUUGAAAGUAGACUCAAGGCCUAGAUUUGGAAGAGCUAUAUUUUGAUCAUGAUAAAAACCACAGUGUGGCAAAAGUUAACCAUGGUUUGGGCUCCCAAGGAGCCUCUGAUUGGCUCUGUCAGCUAUGGACUGCUUAUUCCUAGACUUCUUACAUGAUUAGAAGUAAUUGCUAACUAGUUGAAACCCAAGUGAUUUGGGGGGAGGUUGUUUUUGAGUUGCUUUUAUGUUGAUGUCCAGCUGAAUGUAAUAUUAUUUGUUGGUCAGCUUUUAUAAAUGCUCCAGUUUUCUUUGAAAAACAACAUGUAUUCUCUAAUUUUUGGAUAUAGAAUAUAUUCCCAUUAACUCAAGCCAGUUGUGUUUUCAGAUAUAGUAUGUACAUUCAAGUUCUUUUUCUUUCAAGCUUUUUUAGUGAUAGAUGUGUAUUAAAGUCUUCCAUCAUGGAUAUGGAUUAAAAAAUUCA
Molecule: messenger RNA, 3969 nt
Organism: Phacochoerus africanus (Common warthog)
Lineage: Eukaryota; Metazoa; Chordata; Mammalia; Artiodactyla; Suidae
Gene: ZNF558
Product: zinc finger protein 558
Exons: 8
Coding region: 486-1694 (402 amino acids)
Biological process (GO): regulation of DNA-templated transcription
Molecular function (GO): RNA polymerase II cis-regulatory region sequence-specific DNA binding; DNA-binding transcription factor activity, RNA polymerase II-specific
Source: RefSeq, a predicted model, not a curated record